AUGCAGCCACCACACGGCCGGCCAGAAGCGAGCGGGACCAAAUCGGCUGAUUCAUCUGGGACCCACGAGGUGUGUGUGAUCUCCCCCACACUCCAUCUUACCCAGCCCACAAAACUGUCGUCCAUCACCCUCGCCCGUGCGCGAGUAGUCCGCGCAUCCCCCCUCCGCCUCUUUGCUGCUCCUGCCCUCGCGUCCGCGUCUGUCUCGGCCACGUCCAUCGCCCUCCGUCUCGCAUCCACCACCCCCGCUUCCACCCGCUCCUUCUCCACCACCCGCGUCAGCGCCAUGCCCCCUCUUCCCGUGUCCAAGGCCGCCGAGGUCGGCGAGUACGACCUGUUUGUCAUCGGCGGCGGUUCCGGCGGUCUCGGUUGUGCCCGCCGCGCGGCCAGCUACGGCGCCAAGGUCGGUCUCGUUGAGGCCAGCCACCGUCUUGGUGGUACCUGCGUCAACGUCGGCUGUGUCCCCAAGAAGGUCAUGUGGUACACGUCUGAGGUUGCCGAUGCCCUCCGCAACGCUGCUUCGUACGGCUUUGGCUCCGACGAGGUCAACUACGGCAUUGCCAACAGCUUUGAGUGGCCCAAGCUCAAGGCCAAGCGCGAUGCCUACAUCCACCGUCUGAACGGCAUCUACGACCGUAACCUCGCCAAGGACAACGUCGACUACCACGAGGGUUUCGCCUCGUUCAUCGACGCCAACACUGUCGAGAUCAAGGAGGCCAACGGCGAAAAGUACACUGUCAAGGCCAAGACGAUCGUCGUCUCGGUCGGUGGCCGCCCCACUCUCCCCACCGAGGAGCAGGUUCCCGGCGCAAAGUACGGUAUGGACUCGGACGGCUUCUUCGACCUCGAGACCCAGCCCAAGCGCGUCGCUGUCGUCGGUGCUGGCUACAUUGCCGUCGAGCUCGCCGGUGUCUUCAACGGCCUCGGAUCCGACACCCACCUCUUCAUCCGCUACGACGCCGUCCUCCGUACCUUUGACCCCAUGCUCUCCGAGGUCCUCGUCCCCUGGAUGGAGAAGACUGGCAUGCACAUCCACAAGCACUCGGCCAUCCCCAAGAUUGAGAAGACCGAGUCGGGCACCCUCCUCAUCCACCAGAAGGGCCAGGACAAGCCCGUCGAGGUCGACGCCCUUGUCUGGGCCAUUGGCCGUCACUCGAACAUUGACGGCCUCGGUCUCGACAAGGUCGGCGUCAAGGUCGACAACAAGGGCGACAUUGUCGUCGACGAGUGGCAGGCCACCAACGUCCCCAACAUCUUCGCCAUUGGCGACGUCCAGGGCAAGGCGCUUCUCACCCCGGUCGCCAUCGCUGCCGGCCGUCGUCUCUCCAACCGUCUCUACGGUGGUCCCAAGUUCAAGGAUGACAAGCUCUCGUACGAGGACAUUCCCUCCGUCGUCUUCUCGCACCCCACCAUCGGCUCGGUCGGCCUGUCCGAGCCCGAGGCCCGCGAAAAGUACGGCGACGCCAUCAAGGUCUACAAGACCCAGUUCCGCGACAUGUCCGGCGCCAUGCUCGACGAGGACCACAAGCAGCCCACGGCCUACAAGCUGGUUUGUCUCGGCGAGGAGGAGAGGGUUAUCGGUCUUCACCUGAUCGGCAAGGGAUCGGACGAGGUGCUCCAGGGCUUCGCUGUCGCCAUCAAGGCCGGCGCCACCCGCAAGACGUUCCAGGACACUGUCGCCAUCCACCCCACGUCAGCAGAAGAGAUUGUUACCAUCUUCUAG
Messenger RNA from Apiotrichum porosum, 1722 nucleotides. It is a transcript of the gene GLR1, whose product is annotated as Glutathione reductase. Gene Ontology annotation, cellular component: cytosol; mitochondrion. The transcript has 6 exons. Lineage: Eukaryota; Fungi; Basidiomycota; Tremellomycetes; Trichosporonales; Trichosporonaceae. Gene Ontology annotation, biological process: cellular response to oxidative stress; glutathione metabolic process; cell redox homeostasis. Gene Ontology annotation, molecular function: flavin adenine dinucleotide binding; glutathione-disulfide reductase (NADPH) activity; NADP binding. The record is from RefSeq and is a predicted model, not a curated record. The coding region runs from base 1 to 1722 and encodes 573 amino acids.